Molecule: messenger RNA, 2264 nt
Organism: Ahaetulla prasina
Lineage: Eukaryota; Metazoa; Chordata; Lepidosauria; Squamata; Colubridae
Gene: NUDT17
Product: nudix hydrolase 17
Exons: 9
Coding region: 76-1038 (320 amino acids)
Biological process (GO): NADP+ catabolic process; NAD+ catabolic process
Cellular component (GO): cytosol
Molecular function (GO): NADH pyrophosphatase activity
Source: RefSeq, a predicted model, not a curated record
CCGGCUGUUACAAGGCGAGAUUCCUGCAGGAGGCGAGUCCUUCCAGCUCCCAAGAGCCCCGGUCGGGCCUCGAUCAUGCUGGCCGGCAGGAGGGUGGCGGUGCACGUCUGCAGGGCGGGUGGCUUCCCGCAACGGGCCCGCUUCGAGCAGCAGCUGCUUGCAAUUACUGCAAGUUCAAGUCCCACCAGGCCCAAGGUUGACUCAGCCUUCCAUCCUUUAUAUAAGAGCAUCGUUAGCCACUGCUGUCCGCCCCAUGAAGACGGCGGCAUCGUGCACUGCGCUUUGAAAUCCCCCCAGUUCCUCGUUUCUGACCGGGAGUUUCCUGGCUCCACCGGACUCCUCUUGAAGCGCCCCCCCUUCUGCCCCAUCAAGCAUUUGACCGCAGAGCAAAAGGCUUCCCUUCCUGCAGAGACUCGGCGCCAGGGGGUGGAUGUUGGGGUAGCUGUUCUCCUGGAGUCGGCCAGCGCAAAGCUUUUGCUGACCCGUCGAGCGAGGACGCUAAGUCUCUUCCCCAAUACUUGGGUGCCUCCUGGCGGCCAUAUUGAACCGGAAGAAGAGCUGCUGGGUGCCGGGCUGAGGGAGCUGCGGGAAGAGACCGGCUUGCAGCUGAAGGAUGGGGAAUUCUCCUGGCAACUGCUGGCCCUCUGGGAGUCUGUGUAUCCCCCACGGCUGAGCCAAGGUUUGCCCCAACGGCACCACAUUGUGGUCUACCUGCACUUGGCAUUGCACGAGAGCCACCGGCAGCUCCAGGCCAGGCUGAAGCCCAAUGAAGCCGAGGUCGCCGCUGUCGCUUGGCUGGACCGCCCCACCCUGGCAUCCAUUGCAGCGACGGAGGGUGGAGCAGAAGGCGAGGCCCUGGGGGCCGGCAAGGGUGCACCAUCCACUGUCAGCAUCCUUGAACUGGAGAAGGGCUCAGCCAAGACCCUGGUGAUCCCCACCGCCGCCUUCCUGGCCACGGCACAAGGGGAAAACAUGGAGCGUGUCAGCAGCGGGACCAAGUACGCCCUCCGGCAGUGGCUGAACAUGUCUUCCUUCUGAACAGCCAAAGAUGUUCAAAGGCCUGGGAAGCAGGAGGAGAAAUCCUUGGGCAGCGCUCCAUGGUCCUGCCAAUGCCUCUCGAGUUAACUGGGCAAUAUGUGGCUCCUACAAUCAAAAGUUUAUUGGUUUUUGUUUUGGAAAGACUGGAAGAAACUGUUCCGGACAUUUUUCAGUUGCCAAAAGAUAACAAGUCUUUAUUUACAGUAGUGGCCAAAAUUGUGGAAACCUUUUGGGGAAAGUGUAUUUUUUAAAACUAGUUAAUAACGCCAGGUGUUGUUGGGUUUUUUUGGAGUACCAUAAAAUUAUGUAUCAAUGGAAAUAUAAUUUAAUUGAGAAUGUAAUCCAAUAACUUUUAUGAAGGAUUUGCUAUUAGAAUAGCAGUUACAAUAUAAAGAAGUGAAACACAUAGAAAAAAACGAAAUAUACAAAAAUGAUCCCUAUAGAAAAAGUAUUAAAGUAAAGGUAAAGGUUCCCCUCGCACGUACGUGCUAGUCGUUGCCGACUCUAGGGGGCGGUGCUCAUCUCCGUUUCAAAGCCGAAGAGCCAGCGCUGUCCGAAGACAUCUCCAUGGUCAUGUGGCCGGCAUGACUCAACGCCAAAGGCGCACGGAACGCUGUUACCUUCCCACCAAAGGUGGUCCCUAUUUUUUCUACUUGCAUUUUUACGUGCUUUCGAAACUGCUAGGUUUGCAGAAGCUGGGACAAGUAACGGGAGCUCACUCCGUUACACGGCAGCACUAGGGAUUUGAACCGCCGAGCUGCCGACCUUUCGAUCAACAAGCUCAACGCCCUAGCCCCUGAGCCACCGCGUCCCCUAGAUACUAGAAAAAGUAUUAACUGUCAGUUAAUCCUUCGUUGGGUAACCUUUAGCAUGAAUGACGGCCUUACAACGUCUUCCCAUGGAGGGAACCAAGUCUUUGAGUUCUGCAGCUGUUCUCAUGUGAAACCAAGAUGGAAUGAUGGCUUCUAUUAACUGGGUUCUAUUGCUGGGUCGCUUCUGCCUAGCCAGUUUCUUGAGUAGGCUCCAUAGAUUUUUUAAUUGGGUUAAGGUCUGGGCUACUCCCAGGCCAUUCCAGCAGUGGAAUAGGAUUAUCUUGAAACUCCCCCAAAAAGUGAUGUUAUUAGCCAUCAAACGUCAAAAAUACACUUUUUCCACAAUUUUGACCACUACUGUAUGUCGAUGAAGAUUUUCAGUCAUCUGGGUAGAGUUGUCGGGAAGUUCACCAC